CCAAAACUAAAAGUCCCCAAAAAUUUCCCUCUAAAACCAACAAAGAGGCGGUUCCCCCCUUUCGCAUUCUAGGGUUUUAAAACCCUAAAAAAGGAAGAGAAAAGAAAAAAGAAAAAAAAAUCCCCCGCUCCAACGAAACCAUCGGAAGAAAUCUCAAUCGACCUAGGGCUUCACCACCAAUGGCCUCUGCGAGUCUCACGAGGGGAGCGAUCUCGGCGAUCUCACUCGGGGUCGAGAUCGUGAAGCCAGUUCUCCAGGCGACGGACAUAAGGCUGGUCCACACGGCGCAGAGCACGACGGAGAGGUACCGGAUGAUGCUCUCCGACGGCGACCACAUGCAGCAGGCGAUGCUCGCCACGCAGAUGAACAGCAUCGUGAAGGAGGGGCGACUGCAGAAGGGAUCCAUCGUCCAGUUGAAUGAGUUCAUCUGUAAUGUUAUUCAAGGCCGCAGGAUUAUAAUUGUCAUCAACCUGGAAGUUGUAGUUGAAAAGUGUGAGCCGAUUGGGGAACCGAAAACCUAUGACGCUUCUGCUGCUCCACAGAACCGAACUAUACCAGCACCUUCAUCCGUAGUAAACCAGCCGGGUGUGGCCUCUGGAGUGCCUCAAAUGUAUGGUGGUUCACACUCUGCUAGUCCUGUUGCUGGUCAAAACAUGAUGAGUGGAGCUUCUGUUAGUCCUAAGCAGGAUCCACUCACAAAUCCUGCAUCCUAUGGUGGUGCCAUGCCAGGGAGGAAUAUGGGCGGCUCAAAUUCCUUGCACUCAAAACCGGAUCUUGGUGCUGGCAAUCCGGUUGGUUCAUAUGUAAAUGGUGGUAUUCAGAACCAACGGUUCUCUAACACAUCAGUUGGAGGAUUUCGUCCUCCGGGAAAUACUUAUGGUCGCCCAGGUCAGCAAGCCUACCAGCAGCCACCUUCCAUGUACAUAAAUCGGGGGCCGAUAGCUAGGAAUGAAGCUCCUGCUCGUAUAGUUCCAAUUGCUGCUCUGAAUCCUUACCAAGGCAGGUGGACAAUCAAAGCUAGGGUGACUUCUAAGGGGGAGCUAAGGCGCUACAACAAUCCUAGAGGAGAGGGCAAAGUGUUCUCUUUUGACCUUCUUGAUUCUGAGGGUGGAGAAAUUAGAGUGACUUGUUUCAACCUUGUAGCUGACCAGUUUUAUGACCAGCUCGAGGCUGGAAAAGUGUACUUAAUAUCCAAGGGAACCUUGAAGCCUGCGCAGAAGAAUUUUAAUCAUCUCAAUAAUGAUUAUGAAAUAUUUCUGGAGGCUACUUCAACAAUCCAGCCUUGUCCAGAGGAGGACAACUCGAUCCCGAAGCAGCAAUUCAGUUUUCGACCGGUAAGUGAGAUUGAGUCCAUGGAGAACAACACCAUGGUUGAUUUGAUCGGUGUAGUGUCUUCAAUAAAUCCUCCAGGUACAAUAAUGAGAAAGAAUGGCACAGAAACACACAAAAGAACCCUUCAGUUGAAGGAUAUGUCAGGUCGAAGCGUUGAAAUUACUUUAUGGGGGAACUUCUGCAGUGCUGAAGGCCAGCAGAUGCAAGAGUUAUGUGACUCUGGUGUCUGUCCUAUUUUGGCUAUCAAAGCUGGCAGAGUGAGUGAUUUUAGUGGUAAAUCUGUGGGGACAAUCACCACUAGCCAGCUAUUCAUAAAUCCUGAUUUUCCUGAGGCGACCAAGUUAAAGGAGUGGGAUUCACAAAUGGGAACGCCUGAUUCCCGAAAGACCGUUACACAAAUAAAGGACGAGGGUCUUGGGAGAUCUGAGAAGCCUGAUUGGAUCACAGUAAAGGCUACAAUUUCUUUCGUUAAAUCUGAUAAUUUUUGUUAUACAGCCUGUCCAUUGAUGGUGGGUGAUCGUCAAUGCAAUAAGAAAGUUAUAAAUAAUGGUGAUGGAACAUGGCAAUGUGAGAGGUGUGACCGAAGUUUUCCCGAGUGUGAUUAUAGGUACUUACUUCAGUUUCAGAUCCAAGAUCAUACGGGUAUGACUUGGGUGACAGCAUUCCAAGAAGCCGGUGAGGAAAUUAUGGGUGUUCCUGCAAAAAAGCUGUACUACUUGAAAUUCGAGGAGCAAGAUGAAGUAAAAUUUUCUGAGUUCAUAAGAAACAUAUUAUUCAAUCAGUAUUUGUUCAAGUUGAAAGUAAAAGAGGAAACAUUCAGUGAUGAGCAGCGUGUGAAAUCAACCGUUGUUAAAGCUGAAAAAGUGAACCCAGCAUCAGAGAGCAGGUAUCUUUUGGGUCUCAUUGGUAAGCUUUCAGUUGAAUCUUCCAAUGGACUUCCACGUCUUUCCGUGCCUAACGCUGGAUACAUGCGGUCAACAUCUAGUAACUUUUCGACCAGUGGUGUUGCUGAUCGAUAUAGAGUUGAACCAGCAAACCAAGCAGGACUUAAAGCUAAUAUUGGAUAUGGUGGAGUUAUGAAUCAUAAUGUUGGAUCUCAAGCAUUCUGUAAUAGUUGUGGGUCUGCUGGUCACACUCUCCAGAAUUGCCCUAGGAGCUUGAACAGGCAAGGACAGUCUUUUGGUGGGGAUUUUGGCAAUAGGGUUUCAAAUGUCGCGAAUGAUACUGGUAAUGUGUGCUUCAAAUGCAACCAAACUGGACACUGGGCUAGAGAUUGUCCUGCAUCAGGUGAUAUAGCGAAUAGAGCUUCAAAUGUCUCGAAUGAUUCUGGUAAUGUUUGCUUCAAAUGCAACCAGUCCGGACACUGGGCUCGAGAUUGUCCUGCUUCUAGUGGUAUCCGCGCGUACAGGUAGACAUAUAUGGUAGGAAGUUAUGUGCUGGUAUUUUUAUAGUUUGUAGUAUUCUCAGGUCUGAGCCGGGGAUAUAUUUUGCAUGGUUGGUGUUUUUGUGUAUAGAACUGAACUCUCCCUGUCUUGCUGAAAUUAGGUAGAUGCCUUUCAGAAGUUCUGCUGAACUCUUUUUUGCUGCUGCUAUGUCUCUUAAGUUAAAUGCUCUAGAGUCUUUGCAUGUUUCUGUACA
Molecule: messenger RNA, 2970 nt
Organism: Asparagus officinalis (garden asparagus)
Lineage: Eukaryota; Viridiplantae; Streptophyta; Magnoliopsida; Asparagales; Asparagaceae
Product: replication protein A 70 kDa DNA-binding subunit A-like
Biological process (GO): DNA replication; meiotic cell cycle; telomere maintenance via telomerase
Cellular component (GO): nucleus; DNA replication factor A complex
Molecular function (GO): zinc ion binding; single-stranded telomeric DNA binding; damaged DNA binding
Source: RefSeq, a predicted model, not a curated record